Messenger RNA from Daphnia pulicaria, 535 nucleotides. RefSeq names its product 39S ribosomal protein L52, mitochondrial-like (gene mRpL52). The transcript is spliced from 4 exons. Gene Ontology annotation, cellular component: mitochondrial large ribosomal subunit. Gene Ontology annotation, biological process: mitochondrial translation. The record is from RefSeq and is a predicted model, not a curated record. NCBI's taxonomy places the organism in Eukaryota, Metazoa, Arthropoda, Branchiopoda, Diplostraca, Daphniidae. Gene Ontology annotation, molecular function: structural constituent of ribosome. The coding region runs from base 60 to 455 and encodes 131 amino acids.
UACAAAAAUUAAAAGUUAAAAUAGACUGGUGGCAGUCGUGCAAAUUACUUUUGUAUACAAUGGCGGCACCCACGAUCUCAAGACUCGCUUUUGGGCUGAAAACUAUAGGACAGAAUGGAACACGUAGUAUUUCAACCAGUUACUGCUGCUUGGUGGAAGAAGAUUGGAGAUAUAAGAAUGGUAUGCCGAGAAACUCGAAUGCGUACGGUCCUCUGACAGACGGACGUGACUUUACUUUUGUUGAUGGAAGACCAACCCCAGUUAAUUCUGGUCAGCGAAGACGUCUGGAACAGAAUAAGCUGCAUGCUGAUAAAAUUAUUCAAAUUGUAAAAGAAAUGAAUUUUGCUGUUGAACGAAACAGAGGACUGAAACAACUGAAGGAAGAAAAACGAAGAGAGAUCUUGGAUUCCAAAUUGAAACCUAAAGGUCACUUGCUGCUUUCUAAAGACAAAUGAAGAUUGAAAACAUUUACUAGUAAAAUAUAAUUCAUGCCUAAAAUACAAAAGUUGCUAAAAAAUUCACCAAUUUCCUGAUA